Messenger RNA from Pygocentrus nattereri (red-bellied piranha), 2537 nucleotides. RefSeq names its product Src homology 2 domain containing transforming protein D, b (gene shdb). Gene Ontology annotation, molecular function: phosphotyrosine residue binding. The transcript is spliced from 8 exons. The coding region runs from base 466 to 1713 and encodes 415 amino acids. NCBI's taxonomy places the organism in Eukaryota, Metazoa, Chordata, Actinopteri, Characiformes, Serrasalmidae. The record is from RefSeq and is a predicted model, not a curated record.
CCAGAGCAGCUGAAGCCCUCAGCUCUCACUCUGCUGUCUGCUGCUCCUCAGCGCCGGAGAACGGGCUCCUUUUCUGCCCUCGAAACAGCGUUUUGUCGUGUUUUUCUGCUGGAAAACUCACCCCUGGGCUUCAAACUGCGAUGUAGAUGUAGACUGAGGCGAGCGGAGCUGCUCUGAGAACAUAGGUGGUGAAUAGGUGACGUGACUCUUCAGUGGGAGACGCACACGGUCCACAUGAGGGCCCAGCCAAGCAUUUCCCACGGAUUACGUUCUUCGCUGGCUGUGCAUCUGGACUGAAAAAUGAAUUUCAUUUUCAAACUACCAUCAGGCCUGGUUAUUUUUACGUAGGUUCAAGUUUUGACUUGACAGUCUGCCUUCAUUUGUGACACGGCUAAAACAAUUGUUUUUCAUUUUUGCUUUUUUGUGCUUGGUUUGGAGUAUAUAUUCAUUUACAGUUUGGCCACAAUGGCAAAGUGGCUUAAGGACUAUUUGAGUUUUGGAAGCAAGCGAAUGCCUCCUCAGCCACCGAAGCCAGACUACACAGAGAGUGAGAUACUCAAGGCUUACCGUGUGCAAAAAAGCUUGGACUUUGAGGACCCAUAUGAAGACUAUGAAAACAAAGGCAGGAAUGAUAGUGGGUCAGCUGAGAGCCCGCUUGCAGGAAUCGGCUCUAUGUUGAAGAACAGUGCAUUGGAUGUGAAAGUGGUGUCUCCUAAACAUCGGCUCAUCAAGGUGGACUCACAAGAUCUAGGCCGGACCAAGAUUCUUCUAAGCUCCGUGUCAUUAGAGGACCCAACAGAGCCAGUGGUCCCCUCAGCCCCUGCGAUUGGUGACACCGACUACUCAGACCCCUUCGACGCUCGCCAAGAUCUGCAACCAGAAAGCCGCCAGACUCCUACGACCCCUGAGAACAAUGGCUACAUGGAACCUUAUGAAGCUCAGAGAGUAAUUACUGAGCUGCAGAGGCGAGCUGGAGGCCGUGGUAGAGGGGAGGUGCAGCUGUACGACACCCCAUACGAGGAACAGGGCUCCGGGCCCAUGGAGCCAACUGAAGAGGGCAGAGAGGGCAGACUGCCGCAGGAUGACGAGAGGCCAGCGGACGAGUACGAUCAGCCCUGGGAGUGGAAGAAGGACCACAUUUCAAAGGCUUUCGCAGGCUCAGAUUUGAAGGAGCUGGCAGAGUUGCCCUGGCCCCCUCCAGUGGGCCAGCUAGAGGAGGAGCCCUCUCUGGGCGAGCAAGUGCAGUUUGAGGGUGCGGACUGGGAGCGCUCCUCUCCUCCUCCAGAUCGUCUGCGUUCCCCCAGAGCUCCUCUUGUCACAGGCAACAUGAAGCUCCGCAAGCCCAGUGAGUCUCACCCCAUGCUGGGUGAGCGUGUGGACCCCACCCUGCCCCUGGAGAAACAAGUGUGGUACCAUGGUGCUCUGUCCCGCUCGGAUGCUGAGUCCUUGUUGACGUUGUGUAAAGAGUGCAGUUAUCUGGUGAGGAACAGUGAGACCAGCCACUCUGAAUACUCCCUCUCUCUCAGAAGCUGCCAGGGAUUCAUGCACAUGAAGUUUAGCCAGUCGAAGGAUGGCAAGUACAUCCUGGGCCAGAACAGCCCUCCGUUCAGCAACAUCCCUGAAGUCAUCCAUUAUUACACGACACACAAGCUGCCAAUCCGAGGAGCUGAGCACUUGUCCCUGCUCUUCCCUGUGCUGGUACAGACCCUGUGAUUGGCUAGAGCACUGCGGGCCUCGGUGCUAUUAGCUGAUUCACUGGACAGAGGACUCGGUACUGGUGGUACCAAAUGCUGAUCUGAUCUUUUAUCUUCAAUUGAAACAAAAAGGAAGCUAAAAAGGACAUGGAUUUUGGACAAACUGGCAGCCGCUUUUUGAAGACUCGUGCCCAAUUUAAUGCUUAAUUGACUUGAGUGGUUUGACAAAGCAUCUCAUCACAAAGAUCAGACUCUCACAGCAGUAUUUGACUAUCCAAUAAGCUCUAUGUGACCAUUGUUACAUUGAUCUGUUGCCUAACAUUCUUUCAUUAAUCUCUACCGUAAUGACUCUUGAUUAGUUUGUGCUCGUGUUCAUUGUCAGCCUUGAUGUCCCUCGGGACAACUGGAGACUUUUAUGGUGGCUGUAAAGGAGCUUUCCACAGGCCAUUUUAUGAUUACACCGCUAAUCAACGUGCCCUUUGAUCCAUGUGGGACCUUUUCAGAUUGCUUGGUCUGGUAGCCACGAAGCCAGAUGCCACAGCCAGUGUCCCUGCUUGACUAAUUUAGAAUAUUUCAGUGUUUCCUUGGGGUAUCUCUGUUCUAAAGUAAUCAUUUUGGUUCAUUAGAAUGGUCUUGCAUAAGCUUACAACUAUAUAUUUUACCUGUUUUUGUUUUGUUUUUUAUAAGCAGUAAUGAAGUGGUAUUUGAAUCGUGUUAUUCAGUUCCAGAGGGGCUGUUGUGAAGAGUGUAAUCAGGAUAAAAUAAUGAUGAAAAAUAUGUUUCUUUAGCUGCUACAUUUAAUCUGUUUUUACAUAUUAUGUAAUAAAAUUUCCGGAGAGAGUA